Astrephomene gubernaculifera is the source of this 5819-nucleotide messenger RNA. NCBI's taxonomy places the organism in Eukaryota, Viridiplantae, Chlorophyta, Chlorophyceae, Chlamydomonadales, Astrephomenaceae. The record is from the annotation of a GenBank genome assembly.
GUUAGUGUUCCAGACGUCCAUUCUGCAGCCAAAAGUGCCCGACGAAGCCCCACACGUUCUUCACGGCUUGGUUCAAUUUUAAUUAGGCAGCUGUCGCACCGUGCGCACUGACACUCACAACUCUAUUACGGACAACAACCAGAGCAUACGUUUUCCUGUAAGUUCGCAAAACGCUUCAUACGAAUGUGCGCCUAGGUUACUUCUGAAUGCCAUUCGGCCUUUUUAAGAUAGUCUAAGCUACAAUGGCGAACUCAGCACCAGUCACCCCCGGACAGCUAGUGCAGCUUCUACUUGAGUAUGGCCAGCGUGUGCGAGACAUCCAAGAGAGGGCUUGGGUUUACUCGCACCCAUCGUAUGUGGAAAGGGGCUUGCCGCUAUUGUUCUCCGCUAUGGAGCAGCACCCGCAGCUUUUCAAUGGUGGGAGCGGCGGCGACUCCAAGGCACAAAAGGAGUUUGUUCGCGGUCUUGCGGAGAAGGCUUCUACCUACGUAGCCGAGGUGCAGCCUCUCGUCUCAAGCCUCAAGAUCAUUUCGCAAAACUUCACGUCCAUCGGGCAGCUACUCGCCGAGCUUCACCGGGUUCUGGGGUCGCUGACGCUCGGCUCCUACCCGGACCUGCUUCAUCAGUACAUGGACACCUUUUGCGGCGCCGUGAAGGCGGGUCUGCUUCUCGAGGACGUCCCCCGGCGUGCCGUGGCACAGAUGGUGCAGCUGGCCUGCUCCCAUGUGGACAAGGAGGCGGCGGCGCCGCUGCUGGCGACCGCGCAGGACCCCAUCUUUUCGGAGCCCUCCAUGGUGGUCUAUCUGCAGAAGCUCUUCAAGCCCUCCACGCCACGCAUCGCCCAGGUGUUGGAGCUCGUCGUCGGGCCGGCCAUGAAGGUCGCCGAUAACUGCGAGGGAGUCGCCGCGGCUGGGCUGCUCGAGAUGCCCAUUGGUGUUGAUGCGGACAGCAGCGGCGGUGUGGGCUCGAGGAACGGCUCGGGUGCUGGUGAGGCAGAGACGUCACCGGCCAUGGGCAUGUUUGGCAUGACCCGACGGCAGGUCUACCCCUUCCUGCGCCACCGCGAGGCCAUUCGGCAAUGGGGCCUGCUGGGCUUCCUGGUGUUUCCAGAGCUCCUGCGCCAGAACGGCUCCUCGGAGCGCCUUUCAGUGUUGCUGGCGGACGGCUUUGCCCUUCACGUGUACAAGGACCGCAUUGCCUGCGCCCACCAACUGGUGCUGCAGCACCUGGGGCCCGCAAUGAAUGCGGCGCUCGGCACGGCUGCUAGCGCCUCUGCCGGGGGCAGCUUCACCACCUCGGGCAGCGGCCUGGGAGGCCUGCUGGGCAAGGGCAUGGCCAUCAUUGGCGGCGGCGUGGGAAGGUUGCGCAAGUCGCUCACGGAUGACAGCGACGCACCGGAGCAGCCGCCCGCGCCGCACCCGCUGCUGGUGGACGCGGUGUGCUCCGCCGUCGUGGCGGCGCCGCUGCAACACCGCAUGUGGCGCGCCUACUUGAUCGGCCAGCUGCGCAACAUUCAUGCAGCCUGCCUGGCGUGCCCGUCCCGCAUUCCGGGGCAAAUGGAGAUGCUGCUUGCAGCCUUGUCGCUGGGCCGGGAGGAGCUGCUGUGGUUUUGCAGGCACCAGGUCCGUGAUGUGCCGGCCGAGAUGGCCCCCAUCAUGGCCGCCCGGGGCCUCCUUAACGCCGGACAUCUGCGCAUGUGCACGGGAGACGACGAGCUGCAGGCGCUGCAGCUUCUGUCGGCUAUGGAUGCGAUGCACAGGAUUCUGGUCGAGAACCACUCGGCACUGUGCAAGCAAAUCAAGGAGACCAUCGGAGCUGACCUUCAGGCGCACGUCGUCACCUGCACGCCGCGUGUGGAGUUCCGUCUGCGCCAGGCCGCUGCGCAAACCGCCGCUGGGCCCACCGCACAGUCGGCUGCUGCUGCGUCAGGCCUUCAGCCUUUCAAGGACCUUUCCGACAUCCUGCGGAGUGUGCUGCUCAUCUCGUCACCUCCUCCCGACGCGGCUGCGCGGGUGUCCAGUGCCUGCGGCAUCUGGAUGUACGUCAGCCUGCAACUCGCCAGCAUCGACCCGCCCAUCAAGGCGGCCAAGGUGCUGCAGUACGCCGAAGACACGCGCUAUCUGGAUGUACUGCAAAAGUCGCUGGAUGCCGCCCGGCUUCUGUACGAGGGGCCGCUGCUGCACUUCUCCGCUGCUGACCUAGCCCCGGGGCUGUACCACUGCGUGGAACCGCUGCUGGACGCCGCCAGACGCAGCCUGGCUAGCGGCCGGUCGGACAACAUGCAGGCAGCACUGGGAGCCAUGCAGGGUCUGCACUGGCUCCUUCCAGCCCGCACGGAGGCUUACACGGCCGCCACGGGCGGUGUGACUUCCAGCGCGCUGCUGCUGCAACGCGUGUCGACCGGGAAUGGCGGCGCCUCCAACGGCGGCGCCAGCCGCCACCCGAGCAACGACGGCGGCAGCAGCGCGGGUCAGCAGGGCGGGCUGCUGUCGAGGUCUGCAAGCAACCGGCGGCUGCAGCCGCUCCAGCCGGAGGACCUGCCGCACCGCUGCAUGGACAUAGUGGUGUCGUGCUUGAGGCAGCAGUUGGACCCGGUAGUCAAGGCUCCGUUGCAUAUGGCGUCGGCCCGUUUCGACUUUGCCGUGGUCUCCAAUGCCAACCUGCUGGAGAACCCCGCAAACGGCGGCAACGUCCAGUCCCGCACCGCCAGCGGUAACAGCCUGGCCAAGGCCAUUGCUCCGCGGGUCAGCGGCGGCGGCAGUGCAGGAAGGUCCCUGACACCCGAGCGCCUGCGUGGAGACAGCGGCGCGUCUGCGGCGCAGCACCACCGUCGGCUGUCCCUUGACGAAACGGAGGGCCUCGCGUCUCGUGCCGUACCACAGCGGGCGCCAGUGCCUCGUGAUGCUUCGACCCUACCGGCGGCUGCUGACUUGGCGGCGAAGUUGAUGCCUCUGGUCCUUGCGCUCGACAACGGAAGGAUGCUGCACGCAAACGAUGGCCACAGCAGCCGCGCGGGCGACGCCCUCAUGCAAUGCCGUACCCAGCUGGUGGAGGCCAUUCGGGACAACUUCUCGCAGCUGCUCUCCACCACUGCCUCCGCCAUCACCCAGGUUGCCGUACCGGUGCCCUCUGUCCAGCUGGCGCCCCUGCGGCGGUUUGUGGAGGUGGUGUCUAUGCUGCAGCCCCACCUGGUCUCCGAGCUGCUGCCGGAGCUGGCCCGCCUGCUGCUGCAGCAGACCAGUGCGCCCACCCUUCAGACUAUUGGCUUGGACGCGACUUUCCUCGCCGGCGGUGUUCGCCCCGGAGCCCCCCCACCGUCCACGUCGGCUGAGGUUGCAGCUUCGACACAGACGCAAAAGGCCGAGAUCGCUAACCCGCUGCUGCAUUCCUCUUUGGCAACCCGCGGCGCUAGUAUCAUUAGCGCCGCGUCCAGUGGCGGCGGCACGCUCGGACCCAUGGGUCGGUCCUUGUCCAUCAACGCCCCCGCGCCCUCAAUCCGAAAUGGCACAGGGAUUGAGCAGAAUCAGAACUUCAGCCCAAUGACCGCAGCACUAUCUGCGUCCGGCGGUGGGUCAAGCAAUGGCAGCGGCGCAGCGGGUGCCCCAAGCACCGUCCUCCGCGCCAUCCACUCGUGGCUGUGGUCGCAUGUCGUCUUGGACGAGCGCCGUCAAGGUGUUUUCUACGAUGCCGAGGCGGGGGCAUUUGCCGCCGACACGACUGAGCCCCGCACAACUCCUAGCGCACUUACGGCGGCCACGAGCGUGCGGGAGUUGUCGCUUCUGUUCGAGCUCUUUGGCCCUUGCGCGGCCGCGGACCUGGCGCGAGGCAGCGAGCAAGUCAUCCAUUCCUGCCUGGAGCAGCUGCAGGCCUACCUAAACACCAACGCCUUACCCCUUCAAGAGCUGCUGGACGCUUCCCACCUGCCCCUUGACAAGCGACUGGCUGCCGUACAGCACGCCCUGCCCGCCCUGACCUCGCCGCCCUCUGCGGCCCCGGGCAGCCGCGGCCCCCAGAGCCUCUCGCCCCUUGUUGACGCGCUGCUACGCCUAGGUCGCUGCAUCAUGCUGCGCAUGCAGCUAGGCCGUGCGGCUGAGGCGGCCGCAGAUCGCGCCGCUGACUUCAUCACGCUGGCCUUGCGUGAGAUGGCUGCGCCUAUUGCCGUGUCUGAUGGCUUUGAGGUGUCUGCGGACGGCGGUGCGGAUUCGGGCAGCCAUGCAGGCAGCAUUGUUGCGGAUGCGGACCGGCGUCAGUGGCAUGCGCUGGUACGGCUGGCGUUCAAGGGCGUCGGCAGCACCGAGAGCAGCUAUGGUGGCUGCCUGCUUCCUUGCCGCGACGAUCCUCUGCUGACAGCCUACUUGGCUGCCAUGCUGCCUACCCUGGCAGCCGCCCAACGCUGGCACCGCCUGCCUGCGCUGCUGGCCGCGCUCAUGGCUGCACCGCAGUGGAACCCGAGCUCGGCGGCCGGCGUGGCCGUGGUCACUGCCAUGUCCAUGCCGCCCCGGCCCAACUCCGGCAAGGGCUACAGCGGGCUGCGCAGCAGCAGCAGCACAGGAGCCCCUGGAGCUGUUGUGACGUCGCUGCCGCUGUCGACGGUGCAGCUGCAGAUGGGCGUCAUCAGCACGGUGACGGUGGCGCUGUCGCUUAGCGUGCAAGCUGCCAUGGCGCAGGCUCUCCACCCCGCUGCCGGUCAGUUCCUUCUGGGCUGCGGCACCCCUGCAGCAGCCAUGUUGUGCUCUUAUCAGCGCAUCGCCCUCGCCGUCUCCCAGGUGGCAGCCAGCGGGCCCGGCAGUGAAUUCACCUCGGCCGCCGCAGCCGCCAAGCAGCGCGUGUUGGCCUGCCUGGAGCAGCUGCCACUGCUGCGAGGCUACAAGUACGCACCCGCGGAGAGCAGCGCUGAGGGUCUUGAGGACGGGGAGGAGGCGCGCGGCGAGGGAGGGGCGCAGCUGGGUGCCGCGCCGCAGGAGGGUGAUCAGGCCUGGUGGGCUAGCGGAAACGUGCUAUCGAGCAUUAACGGGGUUCCUCAGGGCCCGGCGGCGGGUGGGGAGGUUGGGGCGUGUGAGCCGUCGCUGGCUGAGGGGCGCUGGUCGGGUGAGCUCGACGCCUGGCGCCCGCCUGCUCGCCUGCUGCCGUUGGUAAUGGGUCAGGUCGGUUAGGGCUGAUGCGUGCUAUACAUGCCAGGAGGAGCAUGGGUUUGGUUGGACCGUGGGAGGAGUAGGCGGAUCGUUGCAGGCGGAUAUGAGUUGGCAGGCGUUGUAGACAGAGGAUAGUUGUAGGACGUACACGAGAGGUUGGUCGGUUGGUUGGGGCCAUUGCCCAGAUGCGUUGAGUCCGCAGACUAGGUCUUAGGGUAGGCGAGCGCUUUUACUGCGGCCAUUGCCCGUAACUUGAUUUAUAUCUUUACGUCGUUUGGAGUAGGAUUGAGCACGCGGGGUGCAGUUUACUGUCAAUAUCCAGACCAGGUAGCCAGUUGCCCAGUUGCCCCCAGCUUGCAUGCCAAGUCGAACACGUGUUUUGCGUUACCCAGAGGUUAGGUGUCUGGACAAAAUGACCCCUAGGGGUCAUGUGUUUCUCUCCCGUUCAAGCAUUUUCAGUACGUGUCGCGAUCCCCGCCCCAAUACACAGUGACAUCACGACCGGUUAUGGUACCCCUUGGUUCAAUCCUAGCUUUGUAACCUGUUGAGUAUUGUACCCGUCUGAACGAUAGCUUUUGUCUUCUUGACGUGCUUGUUGAUUUUCGACGAUUCCCUCACGUCUCCAGUGAUCAUGGGGCUUGCACGCUAAGCGAAGCCAGCUUUGUUUGCAUUAAUUUGUAACGUCUC